Molecule: messenger RNA, 1461 nt
Organism: Cladocopium goreaui
Lineage: Eukaryota; Dinophyceae; Suessiales; Symbiodiniaceae
Source: the annotation of a GenBank genome assembly
UAGUCGUUGCGACUAUUUGAAGUUUUUUCAUUGAGUUGGUUCGAAUUUGCAUUGAUAUGCGGGCAGCCCCGGCACCUACCGCCGGAUCGCAGGGGCCGAUUGUCCAACGGCGAGUUGGUGGCAAUUCUAUCGGAAGUAAUUCGAAGGCACUGCAGUCCAACCCUUCUAGUGGUUCUCGGUUGAAACCGACAAUUCGGCAAACGAUCGAGUCGAUCACCAGUACUGGAAGCCAAGCUGAGUAUUUCAGACCGGAGCAAACCAUCAUUCUAUUUGACUGGGAUGACACCCUGUGCCCGUCAAACUGGAUCAGAGAGAAUCGACCGGCCUUGAGCUUCUUCAAACCUUGUCCUCCAGAAGAGAAGUACCAGCGACCAUUGCGGGAACUGCAAAAACAUGUAGAGGCGACCCUACAGCUCGCGAUGAAGAUGGGCAAGGUCAUCAUUGUUACCAACGCCAUGGAACCCUGGGUCGAGACAUCUUGUCGGAACUUCCUACCGGCCUUGGUUCCGAUUGUCUCACAGAUUCAGGUGAUUUACGCAAGAUCCGUCUUUGACACGAUGACCUGCGAUGCUGCAAAGGUGCCGGGGGCUCCUGGCCGCGCCCUUCCUGGUCUCUAUGCUGCCAAUGGCAUGAACAAGUUGGGGACCGCUGGCCGAGCACCGCAGCAGAUUGAUGAAAUGGCUCCUCAGAGAUGGAAGGAAAUAGCUUUCGAACAAGAAAUCAGCGGCUUCUAUUCGCGGUACGCUCACCAAAGCUGGAAGAACGUGAUCUCUAUCGGAGAUUCCAUUUUUGAACGUGAUGCCGUUCGACGUGUCGUGAUCAACCGCCCAACUGCCAACAGAAAGUGCCGUACAAAAACAGCAAAGCUUCUUGACGAGCCAGAGAUUGACGAGCUCGUUGCGCAGGUGAAAGUGGUCCACGAUGCACUUGGCCUCAUGGUGCAGUAUGAUGGAAACCUCGACAUUGAAAUUGAUGAGGAAGACUUGAAACUGGAUCUUUCGCUUGCAGAGAAGAUCAUGGAUCGGUGAGUUUGGAGAAUGAGGUAGACAAGUUGCAGCUUAGUGGAACCAUGUUCCUACAAUUCCAGGCACAUGUGUGCUAUUCAGCUAAAGCUGUUCAGCGAACUCGCUAUUCUCCUCGUUUUUUUUUUGUUCACUUUUUGACACAUAGGCCAAGCCAUGUGGCAAAUACCAAUAUCCUCAGAUCGCCAUGCCAAGCAUGGCAGCUGAGAUGACUCAAGAUGUCGAGAUUACAAAGAAUCUCAUUUGGAAUCUUUUGACCAAGUAGCCAAGAUCCUCCUUUGAAGUGGGUGAGCGAGCAGGUGUUUUGAGGGAAGUUCCUGCGAAUGCGACCAUGACAUACUAUGACUUGCCUGCUGUUUCCUAUGCUCACCCUUAGAUUUCCACGUCCCUGUUUUGGCAUGCUGCACUCCCCCAGAAAGGCACGAGCCAGCUGCCACCU